Molecule: messenger RNA, 2433 nt
Organism: Syngnathoides biaculeatus (alligator pipefish)
Lineage: Eukaryota; Metazoa; Chordata; Actinopteri; Syngnathiformes; Syngnathidae
Gene: dolk
Product: dolichol kinase
Exons: 2
Coding region: 154-1767 (537 amino acids)
Biological process (GO): dolichyl monophosphate biosynthetic process
Cellular component (GO): endoplasmic reticulum membrane
Molecular function (GO): dolichol kinase activity
Source: RefSeq, a predicted model, not a curated record
UGCCGGUCACGUGACCCCCCCCCCCGUGACAAAACAUGGCGGCCGCCUAGUGGCUGGGUGAUGAACGUUCUCUGACAAAGGGAACAAACUGACGCCCUCCCGCUCGCUCCGUCCACGUAAAAACACCGACAACGCGAUGAAGAAAUUCCAUUGAUGGCGACCACGCCCAUCCGCCCGCCCUCAGCGAUGAGCGCCCACGUCGACCCGGUCGCGGUGGAGUCGGCCGUGGUGUCGGCCGUGGUCCUGUGCGUCCACGCGGCGCUGUGGAACCAGCACUCUUGGUGCGCCGUGGCGCUGCUCAUCCAGGCCUUCUACGUGCAGUACAAGUGGGACCGCCUGCUCAAGUCGGGCGGCGCCGUGUUCCAGUUCCGCCCCGCCGCCAACAGCGGCAUCGUCCCGGCGUCCGUGGUGAUGCCGCUGCUGGGUCUGGUCCUGCGGGCCAAGUGCGCCUCCGCCGGCAGCGUCCACCUGGAGCGCUUCUCCAUGGUGGUGACGGUGAGCGGCAUGGUCCUGGCGCUCUUCCUGUCCCUGAUCGCGCUGGGCAUCACGCGGCCCGUGCCCGCCAACACCUGCGCGGUCGCCGGCCUCUCGGCCGCCGCCAUCCUGUACAGCGCCAAGCAGACCCUGACGGUGUCGGAGGUGAUCGAGGUUCUGGAGGUGCUCCUGAUCUUCGUGUACCUCAGCCUGAUCGUGCUGUACCUGCUGCCGCGCUGCUUCACGCCCGGCGAGGCGCUGCUGGUGGUGGGCGCCGUCAGCUUAGUGGUCAACCAGCUCAUCAAGCGCUCGCUGAACUGGAGCGAGGCCCAAGGGGGCGACCCGGUCAACUACCUGCUGCCCGUUCUGGUGGCGGGCUGCCUCCUGCUGGGCGUGGUCUUCGCCCUGCUCUUCUGCUUCAUGGAGUCGGAGACGUGGGUGUCGUCGCUCUUCUUCCACACCAUGACGGCCGUGCUGGGCCUGGGGGUCCUGGUGCCGUGGCUCUCGCUCUUCAUCGGGCGCCAUCCCUUCACGUGGUUGUGGGACUUCGUCACCUUCAACCGGCGCCGCCUGGGCCUGGUGGCGUACUGGGCCGCGCUGUGCUUGGCCGCCGCCUGCGUGGUGCUGCAGCAGAACUACCGGCGCCGCGCGGGCUCCAAGAAGCACCGGGCCUCCACGGUGGUGCGCAAGUACUUCCACGUCCUGGCGGUGGCCACCUUCGUCCCGGGUCUCCUGUACGACCGCCAGCUGCUGCACGUGGCGUCGGUGGGCUGCCUGGCCGUCUUCCUCUUCCUGGAGUACGUGCGCUACUUCCGGAUCAAGCCGCUGGGGCGAGCCCUGCGCCAGCUCCUCACCCUGUUCCUGGACGAACGGGACUCGGGCCCGCUCAUCCUCACCCACGUCUACCUGCUGCUGGGCAUGGCGCUGCCCGUCUGGCUCUUCCCGGGGGGGUGCGCCCCCAAGGGGACGCUCCCCGGGGCGGGCGGCCUGGUGCCGUACGCCGGCGUGCUGGCGGUGGGCGUGGGCGACACGGCGGCGUCGGUCUUCGGAAGCACGCUGGGCGAGAUCCGGUGGCCCGGCACCAAGAAGACGGUGGAGGGCACGGCCACGUCGGUGCUGGCCCAGAUCGUCGGCGUGGCCGUGUUGCUGAUUUGGGACGCGGGCGUGGACCUCAACGGCGCCUACUCGUGGAUCUUGGGCUCGGUGGCGCUGGUGGCCAUGCUGGAGGCGUACACGUCGCAGAUCGACAACCUGCUGCUGCCGCUCUACCUGCUCAUCCUGCUCAUGCUCUGACGCCGCAAAAGACGCAGAAUUGGCGCCCGCGGAUGGCCGCCGAGCCUACAAAUUUCCUUCCCGGAAAAUGUUUUGGGUUCAUCCUGAAAAUUCACCAGACACCCCAAAAGUUGUGUACGAUUAUGUUUAUUGUUAUUUAUUCCCAUGCGCCGUCGUCGAUCAAAAAGAAAGCCUUAAGUCGUGUCAAGUGGUUCUGAUUCUGAUUUUCCCGGCUUUCGUGGGACCUCUUCAGUUAAGUAUGUUUAAAAAAAAAAAAAAGUAUAAUUUCCGACCCAUUGAGCUAUUUUUCCAAUGAUUUUUUUAAUUUCUCAAUUUUACCAUAAGCGCAUGGCUGAAUUUUGGAUGGUGUCAUUUUUUUUUUUGCAAGUUUUGCGGUUCCUCAAACCCUUGAAAAUGAUUUUUGUCCGUUUCUGAACACGCGCUUGUAUUUUUUUAAUCCUGUCACGUUGACAUUUUUUACAGUUUUAAAUGGAAGUUGUGAUUAUUAAUUCCGAUCCUUUUUUAAUUAUUUUGUCUCCUUUGAACAUAUUUAGCAUGUCCCUGCAUUUUUUUUUUUUUUUUUAAUCAUGUGAUGUUGCAUGUGGAGCGCGUCACAAUUUAUUUACAUUUGUGUGAAAGCACUUUUGGACAAGAAUCACGAGAAUUAAAGUACACGCGCAAAUAAUA